Messenger RNA from Rhodamnia argentea, 1422 nucleotides. Its product is annotated as RNA pseudouridine synthase 5. NCBI's taxonomy places the organism in Eukaryota, Viridiplantae, Streptophyta, Magnoliopsida, Myrtales, Myrtaceae. Gene Ontology annotation, biological process: pseudouridine synthesis. Gene Ontology annotation, molecular function: pseudouridine synthase activity; RNA binding. The record is from RefSeq and is a predicted model, not a curated record. The transcript is spliced from 14 exons.
AACAAUCGAGGAGAUUCCCAGUGCCCGGGCAAUGACGACUGCGACUCCACGCACAUUCGGACUUCCGUGGCCGGAGCUCAACGACGGAAUCCUCUACAAGGACGUCGUUUCGUCUUCCGAUCACGAGAUGACGCUCAUUCAGUUCUAUUCGAGCAAAUACAUAAAUUCAGCUCCAGUUGAAGGUUGGUUGCAGCGAAUCCAAAAUGGACAGAUCAAAAUCGAUGGGAGAGUCGUUAAGGAUCCAAACCAAAGCUUAAGCGCAGGAUUAGAAGUAGUCUACCAUAGACUUCCUUGGAAAGAGCCUGACGCGCCUUACUUUCUUGAAAUCCUCUAUGAAGAUGAUAAUAUGAUUGCUCUCAACAAGCCCUCUGGGCUGCAAGUUUUACCUGGAGGGCUUUUUCAACAAAGGACCGUCUUGUCGCUGCUCCAAUGGCGAGAAAGCGAGCAGAGCACUUUGUUAGCAUCACGAGAACCACAUCCUGUACCUGUCCAUCGGCUUGGAAGGGGCACGUCAGGCAUACUACUUUGUGCCAAGACAAAGAUUGCAAAGUCUUGCCUUUCCAUCUAUUUUGCGGAUGGAACAUCUCUCAUUGGAGGGUAAAGAAAUACCACUAAGGAGUCCAGUUCUGUCAGGAAAAUUUCAAAGAUAUACCGUGCACUAGUAAAUGGACUAGUUGACGAGGAUGAGGUUAUUAUUAGUGAGCCAAUUGGAGUAAUAAAGUAUCCUGGUGUUGCUAAAGGGCUUUAUGUUGCUUCCCCCUCAGGUAAGCCAGCUCUGAGCAAAGUUAAGGUUCUUGAGAGAAAUGUGCCGGGAAAUUGCUCUUUGAUCCAGGUUGAGAUCCAGUCUGGUCGCCCACAUCAAAUACGUAUUCAUCUUUCAUUUAUAGGGCAUCCCUUGUUGGGUGACCCUCUUUAUGUUAGUGGUGGGAAACCAAGAUGCUUUGAUUCUCAAUCUGUUGAUGAAGGUUUUGCGCAGGAUGGUGGGUAUUGUAGGCCUCAACACGCAGUUCCAGGGGACUCUGGCUAUUUCUUGCACGCACAUCAACUGCUUCUGUCACACCCAGUUACAGACGAGGUAAUUAAGAUAAUUGCACCUUUACCAUCUAUCCUCCAAACUCAAGGAGAAGCCCAGAGCAUUCAACAAGAGUCGGUUGGAAACUUUCAGUGAUCUUGCUGGGUAAGAACAACGCUGCUUGGCAAUCGAUUGCGCAUAAAUCAUCGUAAUUCUCAUAUGAAAGAUCGGGACCAGAAAUCUAGCAUGACUGCAUUGAGGCGCUGGGUCAGCGCGGGGAUGUCAAUGCAAAGCUUGUUUCCCUCUUUUUGGGUGUUGAGGGCAAUGUUUUCUGAUGGAUUAGGCCUUUCUUAUUCGCGUUUGACCCUUUUUUUGCUUCCAUGAUAAUUAUGAUUAGUUUCUUAGAUAAC